AUACAAUAUGGCGUGAAUUAAGCGCCUUCUGAUAUGUUGUUUUAUUAUUCCACUAUUUUAAAAAUUUUCUCACUACUAUCUUUAAUUAAAUAUUCAAAUUCUUUCAUAUUAAAUACACAUUUCUUGUUCAACAACCUGUAUCAUAAUAAGCUGUACAAUAAUCUAAAUGACAAUAUUUGUGAUAAAAAUUUGUAUAAUAAUUUGUUCAAUGGCGGAAAACUGUUUAAUUGGUGCUUAUAUGCUACAAAGAGUAAGUUGAAGGCUGUAAGAAAGUUUACUCGUGAUCGUCCUAAGAAGACCACACCUGCCGCUAUAUAUCCUUCUCCAACUUUGUACUAUGGAAAUGUUCACGACCACUUUGGCGCUCCUCCAGAGUAUCUCGCGAUUCCUGUCCAGGAUACAUUGGAUAUUCUGAGAAAUGGGAAGCUUUCAGAGUUGAUUUCACUUUUAAAGUCUGGAAUUACAGGUUCAGAACUCUCAAAAGUCCUCUCUGAUAAUUCCUUCCACGCAGACCUUACUAAAGAACUGAACACCAUCAAAGAGAUUUCUGAGUUUCAAAAUGAUGAUGUGAGUAAUGAUUUGUAUUUGUAUUUCGAGCCUAUCAUAAAUAAGCCUGAGGAGUAUGAACACUACGUGGACAAGUUUUACACUUUUAAAAAGCUCCAGUCAUACUGGGCUGAACGUGAACAGAAACUAUACAACACAAUUCUAAGACAGUUGUUUUCUCGGCUUAGGAGCAUAGCUUACAAGUUGAAAGACACAGGACUUUCUUUGACUGAGUUUGCAAACCCAACUCUAUGGCACAAAUAUGGUGUUUUUAAACCUGUUCCAAAUUGCAAAAUGGUUGAAAAUUACCUCACGAAGCAUCAAAUCGCAAUCAAUUUCGAUAUCAAAAACUUGUACUUUAGGGACGAGAAUAAUGAAAUCAAAUCAAAUUUUGAAAAUUUUUAUUCAAAACUAUAUAAACUAGAUGAUUCUAACACUACUACUGACACUGAAAGCAGUAAUAAUACUCACACUAAUAAUACAGAUACUAAUAUUAACACUGAUAAUAAUAGCACUGUGGAGGAUAGUUAUAGUUUAUAUGAUGACAAAGGUGUUGUUGAAACAGCCUUUAGUAUUGAUGAGAAUGGAAAACUUCCUUCGGAUUUGGUUGAUCGCAUAGUGGAUGAUUUAACUGAUUUGGGUGUACUUAAUCCUAAAGAGCCCUGGACAAUUAAUCUUUCCAGGAUUGAAGAACUCCAGGAGCAAUUCACUUCUGAGAAAUCCCAACAUGCAUAUGCCAUUCGUGAUUUUUAUUUAUCACUCAAAUUUCCACAUUAUCAAAUCGAAACUGAUCCCUACAUUCUAGAAUCAUACGUCAAUCAUCAAUAUCGCACAAAAACAUAUGAACGAGAUUUGCUGGUCAAGUAUAACAACUGGUUGAAAAGUGGUGCACCCAGGGAGACAUUUAAGCCCAUGAACGUGAAGUAUAAACACAUGGCCAUCUGGCACAGCCUUUCGAAAAAUCAGAGGAGGAGACUGGUUCAAAAAUACGUCAAAACUCAAACUACCCCUGUAACCCAGCCCACAAAAUAAUUUACUAAUACGGAUA
Theileria parva strain Muguga is the source of this 1594-nucleotide messenger RNA. RefSeq lists its product as uncharacterized. Bases 34 to 1578 code for a protein of 514 amino acids. The record is from RefSeq and is a predicted model, not a curated record. Lineage: Eukaryota; Apicomplexa; Aconoidasida; Piroplasmida; Theileriidae. The transcript is spliced from 3 exons.